Molecule: messenger RNA, 945 nt
Organism: Sciurus carolinensis (gray squirrel)
Lineage: Eukaryota; Metazoa; Chordata; Mammalia; Rodentia; Sciuridae
Product: intelectin-1a-like
Exons: 8
Coding region: 1-945 (314 amino acids)
Molecular function (GO): oligosaccharide binding
Source: RefSeq, a predicted model, not a curated record
AUGACCCAACUGGGUUUCCUGCUGUUUCUCCUUGUGGCCACCAGAGGGCGCAGUGCUGCUGAGAAGAAACUUGAUCCUAUGAGAUGGACCUGGCCUUCAUCAUCUGCAUCUCUGCCUAGAAGCUGCAAAGAAAUCAAAGAAAAGUACUUUAGUGCAGAUGAUGGCCUGUAUUUCCUCCGGGCCAAGAAUGGUGCUGUCUACCAGACCUUCUGUGACAUGACCUCCGCGGGUGGUGGCUGGACCCUGGUGGCCAGUGUGCAUGAGAACAGCAUGCCUGGGAAGUGCACGGUGGGCGAUCGGUGGUCCAGUCAACAAGGCAACAGAGCAGACUACCCGGAGGGAGAUGGCAACUGGGCCAAUUACAACACCUUUGGGUCUGCAGAGGCAGCCACCAGCGACGACUAUAAGAACCCUGGCUACUAUGACAUCCAGGCCCAGGACCUGGGCAUCUGGCAUGUGCCCAACAACAGCCCCAUGCAGAAUUGGCGGAACAGCUCUCUGCUGAGGUACCGCACCAUAACUGGCUUCUUCCAGCAUCUGGAACAUAAUCUGUUUGGCCUCUACCAGAAAUACCCAGUGAAAUAUGGAAUAGGAAAGUGUUGGACUGACAACGGUCCAGCAAUACCUGUUAUCUAUGAUUUCGGCGAUGCUCAGAAAACUGCAUCUUAUUACUCACCCAAUGGCCAGAAAGAAUUUACUGCAGGAUUUAUCCAGUUCAGAGUAUUUAAUAAUGAGAGAGCAGCCAAUGCCUUGUGUGCUGGAAUGAAGGUCACGGGAUGUAACACUGAAUUUCACUGCAUUGGUGGAGGAGGAUACUUCCCAGAGGGUAAUCCCAAGCAGUGUGGAGACUUCUCUGCUUUUGACUGGAAUGGACAUGGAACUCAUGUUGCUUAUAGCAGCAGCCAGGAAAUAACGGAAGCAGCGGUGCUUCUCUUCUACCGUUGA